Messenger RNA from Heterostelium album PN500, 468 nucleotides. RefSeq lists its product as uncharacterized. NCBI's taxonomy places the organism in Eukaryota, Evosea, Eumycetozoa, Acytosteliales, Acytosteliaceae. The coding region runs from base 1 to 468 and encodes 155 amino acids. The transcript has 4 exons. The record is from RefSeq and is a predicted model, not a curated record. Gene Ontology annotation, biological process: tetrahydrobiopterin biosynthetic process. Gene Ontology annotation, molecular function: 4-alpha-hydroxytetrahydrobiopterin dehydratase activity.
AUGUCAUCUUCAUUCAAUGAUAUUCAGUUCGAUCAGCAACAAAAUCAGUUUUGUUCACUAAGCGAUAAGAAAUGUAAACCUUGUGAAGGAGGUGAUGUAUAUAAACUAUCAUUAGAUAAAUCAAAAGAAUUACUUGAGAAAAUACAUAAAAAUUGGACACUAUCAAGCGAAUCAGAACCAUUUAAAAUAAGUAGAAAAUGGAGAAUGCCAUUCCCUAAAUCAGUAGAGUUGGUAAAUUCCGUUGCACAGAUAGCAGAGGAUGAAGGUCAUCAUCCAGAUAUAUCAAUUAAAUCAUAUUGGAAUUUAGAAAUAGAAUUAUAUACACAUGCUUUGAAUGGUUUGUCAGAGAAUGACUUUAUUGUUGCAUCAAAGAUCGAUGAUAUACCACUGGCAAGCUAUGAACCACCAAAAAGAAAGAAAGCUAUAAAUACUUCUACAUCUUCAUCUUCAUCUUCAUCAUCAUCUUGA